UAACAAAUACAUCGUGCUUAGUAAAAUUUAUGGUCAUAAAUAACAGACAAAAUACACGUUUUGGGUUACCUUCUACGUCGCUUGAUAGUUUUGUGUGACUAGGUAAUGGGUGGUAUCGAUGCUAGUCGAUGGAAACCCCGCCGUACAAAGGGAACAGUGAUAUACAAAACUAGGAACCAGUUUGCUUGGGCUGUCAUAGCAGCCGGUACGGUGUUUUUCGCGACUUUUUACUCCGUCGUGAGCUACAUCGGUGGUGACAAUCUAAAGCAACGUCUGAGGAGAGACUUUUUCGAGAAAACUGAAGAAGAGGUGGAUCGAAAGAAUUUGAUGCGAUUCAGUUUGAUUGCGCCCAAACGUGGGGACACCAUCCGGAAGCUGCUCGAAGAGGAAAAGGAAGAUCAAGCGAGAAAGUAA
Messenger RNA from Anopheles coustani, 414 nucleotides. RefSeq lists its product as uncharacterized. NCBI's taxonomy places the organism in Eukaryota, Metazoa, Arthropoda, Insecta, Diptera, Culicidae. The coding region runs from base 106 to 414 and encodes 102 amino acids. The record is from RefSeq and is a predicted model, not a curated record. The transcript is spliced from 2 exons.